UCUUACUAAACAGCAGUAGCUUUCUGUGGCAAAUCUAAAACUAUAAAACACUUCCAAAAGGUGGUCUUCUAAGUGUGUAAAGUAAGAACCUGUGUUUGUCUAAACUCAGCUUCACUUCUAAGUGUGUAAAUUAGGUGCUUUGGGUUUGUUUAAAGCAGAUUCACUCUAUGGUAGUAAAUUAAGAACUUGUGUUUGUCUAAACGCAGCUUCACUUUGUGGCAGUAAAUUAGACACAUUCCAGAACUGGGUUCCUGAAUUGGGCCCCCUGAGCUUGCAAAUCAGUAACAUAAGAAGAGAGAAGAGUUCAAGGGAAGGGUACCAAGAUGAGGCUAUGGGACGAAUUACGUGACAUGAUGGAGAACCCAGGUCUGGUAAGACCUUUGAAGAACACACAACUGGCUGUGCAUGCGCCACCAAUGUGGGGUAUCCUAUGGAUAUGAAUAAUUAGUUCCGAGGCUGAUUAUGUUUGUGUAUAUAUACCGCGCGCAUCCCAGCACACAGAGCGGAAUGUUCGAUUCGAUUCGAUUCGAUUCGAUUCCUUACAAUAGAUAGUCAUAGUUCAUGUCAGGUUUCAUGUUUGGAUUCGUUUGUUUAGUUCACGCUGGUUUCUCCGCUCCCAGUUCAUAGUCAUAGUUUAUGUGUCAUGUUUUGUAUCUCGACCUGUUUUCCGUGACCACGACAUAGUUUCCUGCCUUGCCCCGUGUAGGCCUGUUUGCUGAUCGCCUGACCUCUUGCAUGUUUUGGAUCACGUUUUGGAUUUACCUGCCUGUGUUUCUCAUUAAAUAAAACUGUUCCUACUGCACUUGCAUCCGUCCCUAUCUCCCUUACGUCACGAGACGUCACAUUAUACAAUGAGACAGUAAUGAGCAGCAUAGUGACCUGAGUGAAAAUAGCUUUUUCUAAACACUGUUCAUUAUUGAAACAGGUCGAUAUAUUGCAUUUCUUAUAGCUGAAGUGAAACUAAAUAUAGAUUUUUUGCAGUAUAUGACAUUGUUCUCAUUUGUCUUCUUAAAGAAAAGAAACAAGUCAGCGUUACAUCAUAUUCUCUGUUCCUCUUCCCUUUUUAGUGCUUAUUUCACUUAUCCGAGUCGGACAAGCUCAAGCAGCGUUUAAACCAGUUCUGUCUGUGAAGCCGAAUUCACCCAAAUAUUCAGAGGAGAGAAGGUUACACUCACAUGUAGGAUUUCAGGAGGAAAUGGACCGUACUACUGGAACAAAGAUGGUGGUUAUAGUCACAGUUCUGCUGAAAAUUACUACACUAUAAAAGUAGAUCGGAGUCACAAAUACAGAUGUUACGGGUCUGUUGAUGGACGGACAUCAACAGGGAGUAAUGAAGUGACUCUCUCAGUGAUAGAGAGACCAAAAGCCAUUCUGACUCUGCAGCCUGAUGGACAGAUAUUCAGUGGACAGGAAGUCACUUUCACAUGUCAAAUACGAGGACAUGCAGACACUGAGUGGAUGUACCACUGGUAUAAAGAUGGUGUCCAAAUAUUCUUCUACACUGAGAGCAGGAAAUAUUCAUUCACUGCUGUAGAGUCUCUCAGCGCUAAAUACACCUGCAGUGGACGGAGAAGAAACGACUCUCAGACCUCAGAGACCAGCAACGCUGUUACACUCACUGUGUCAGAAAAACCUAAACCUGAACUCACACCAAGUCGUGAAGGAGCUGUACUGAAAGGAAACCCAGUGACUCUGUACUGUACACUGAAGCUGCAGUCUGCUGGAUGGAAGUUUUACUGGAUCAAAAACACACAGAGCACUGAGACUGAGACUGAAACUGAAACUGAAACAGACUACUACAUUAAAACAUACAGCUCAGUUAGAGUCUCUGAUGGGGGUCAGUACAGGUGCAGAGCUGGAAGAGGAAACCCAGUCUACUACACACACUACAGUGAUGCACUCUGGGUAAAUGUUACUGAGAGUCCUAAAGCUGUGGUGACCAUAAAGCCUGAUAAACAUGUGUUCAGAGGAGAGACUGUGACUCUCAGAUGUGAAAUGCAGGGAGGAGGAGACACUGAGUGGAAAUACAGCUGGUAUAAGAAAGAUAACACAUUCUACCCCACAACACAGGAGUUCAGCUUCAGCUCAGUUAUAAAUUAUGACAGUGGUAAAUACACCUGCAGAGGGAGGAGAAGCAGUGACUCUCAGAGAUCAGAGAUCAGUGAUGCUGUUACACUCACUGUAUCAGAUGCAGCAGAGGCAGUAGUGAGUGUGUCUCCACUGCGCUGGCUGACUGAAGGAGACUCAGUGACUCUAAGCUGUGAGGUUAAACACUCCUCUACAGGCUGGACGUUCAGCUGGUACACAGAGGUUCCCUCCAGAGACAGUCAGGGUUCCCUCAGGUACAGUACAGUGCUCCUCUCAGACAGCAGCAGAGGAUCUGGAGGCUCCUACACUCUCAGUCCUGUUACUGUGAAUCACAGAGGAGUUUAUAUGUGCAGCGCAGAGAGAGGAGAAUCAGUCUUUCACACACAGUUCAGCAACCUACAGCCACUGUGGAUCACUGGUGAAUUUCCUCCAGUGUCUCUGAUCAUCAAUCCCAGCAGAACUCAGCACUUUACUGCUGACUCUCUCUCACUGAGCUGUGAGGACCAGAGGGACUCUACUGGAUGGACAGCGAGAAGAUACACACACAGUGAGAGAGUGUCUGAUUGUUCAUCAGUUUCAGGAUCUACAUGUAACAUCAGCUUCCUCUCCACAUCACACACUGGAGUUUACUGGUGUCAGUCUGAAUCUGGAGGACGCAGUAAUCCUGUCAACAUCACAGUGCACCAUGGUCAUGUGAUCCUGGACAGUCCUGUCCAUCCUGUGACUGAGGGACAUCCUCUGACUUUACAUUGUUUAUCUCGCAACUCAAAGACUUCAGCUUCUGGUGUUGAUUUCUAUAAAGAUGGUUCAGUCCUGCAGAAGAAGACUACAGGAGAGAUGACCAUCAGUACUGUCUCAAAGUCAGAUGAAGGUUUCUACCACUGUAAACACCCAGAGAGAGGAGAGUCACCGAAAAGCUGGGUUUCAGUCAGAGACUCAGGGCCUGGAUCCAGUAUUGAUAUAGUAUUUGUGGGACUGAGUUUGGCCUUGCUGUUCAUCAUCCUUUUACUGAUCCUGUUUUGGUGGCACAAAUCCUACAAAGGAAAGGACAGAGACGUACAGCAGAACAGCAAUCAGACACCAGGCCAGAACCCGAGUCAGUCAGGAGCUGAGGAUUCUCAGUCAGCAUACACACCACUUCAGACCGGAAAUGUACACAUUUAUGCCACUGUGGAGAACGCAAGUAAAAGUGACGCUGCAGCUGAACUCAGUGGGGCCAUUUACACAAAGGUCAUGAAGAAAAAGGAGCCACACAACAAUAAAAAUGAUGAUGCUGGACCCAGUGACGUGACUUACACUGAGCUUGAACUCAAGCCACAGAAAAAAACAAAGAAAAAUCAAGUGAAGGCCAGUGUAGAGUAUGAAACUGUUUACUCACAGCUGAAGCAGAACCCAUAGGUGCUGGAGGAGUGAAUACACAACUGAAGAGAUGAGGCUGAGAGAGAGAGAGAGAGAGAGAGAGAGAAGUUAAUCAUGUGUACAUUGACAGUAAAAUCAGAGUGAGAUUGGCUUGUACAGUUUCUUUGCACUUA
This is a messenger RNA of Ictalurus furcatus (blue catfish), 3620 nucleotides long. RefSeq names its product Fc receptor-like protein 3. NCBI's taxonomy places the organism in Eukaryota, Metazoa, Chordata, Actinopteri, Siluriformes, Ictaluridae. Gene Ontology annotation, molecular function: transmembrane signaling receptor activity. Gene Ontology annotation, biological process: cell surface receptor signaling pathway. The record is from RefSeq and is a predicted model, not a curated record.